UGGUGCCAUGUCCGAACCCUGGAUCCAAAGCUGCGAACCCAGGGCCUCGGAAGGAGAACGGAAGGGGAACGUGCGAACUUAACCGCGGCGCCACUGGGCAGGCCCCAACAUAGAUAAUUCUUCAACUGCCGUCUUAAGGCGGAAUAUGCAGGAUUCCAUUUCACUUUCACUUUUAAAAGGGUGAAAUUAAGGAAGGUAUAUCCGGUUUUGCUACCUGAAGUGUUUUCCGAGGGAAUUCCUUUACCUGUCCCACAGAGGAUUACCUAAUCUCAUGUGCUCCCCAAGAGAAACCCUACUCCUCUUCCUGGUUGUGGGUGAAAGGUCGCGCUGAGUACUGACCAACCAGCUCUUUCCUUCUCCGCUGCGGGGCGGGGCCUCGAGCCCGGCUUCGGAGACCCGCCCCCGUACGUGGCAUGCGUGCGUGGUGCCUUGGGGCGCGCACCGGUUUCUCCAGCGUGUGGCGCCCCCCGGCGGCAGCGGGGCCUCCAUGGGAUAAGCGGACCUGAGCGCCUGCCAUGGAGCCGCAGAAAGAGGCGCAAACACCCGGGGACCCCGUGGAGCAGCCGCGUGGGGCCUCGAGGUCUCAGACGCCUAAGGAGGAGGAGCGGCGGGAGGGCGGCGCAGCGCCGGCGGCGGCUGCCCCGGGAGCGGAGACGGAAGGCGCCAGUGCGGACGGGCUGUGGGAGCUGCCGGUGGAGCCGGCCGAGCGGAGGCCCGAGUGCAGUCGCUGCAGCCGGCCUCAGAAAGUAUGUUUGUGUCCAUUUCUACCAGUGCAUCCUCUGCACAUCUCUACCCACUUGUACAUAAUUCAGCAUCCAGCAGAGGAAAACAAAGUGUUGCGGACAGUUCCUCUGCUAGCAGCAUGCCUCCCUCAGGACAAGUGUAAAGUCAAGAUUGGUCGUCGCUUCAGUGAAGAAAGAGAUCCUGAACUUUCAACUGUUUGUCGGAAGUCUGGUACAUUAAUAUUGUAUCCAGGGGCUGAAGCUGCUAAUUUGGAAGAAUUUAUAUUAGAUUCUCCUAUUUAUCCUACCACAAUCAUCAUCAUCGACGGUACAUGGAGCCAGGCUAAGGACAUUUUUUAUAAGAACUCCUUGUUCCGAUUGCCCACUCAGGUGCAGUUAAAAACUAGCAUUUCUAGUCAGUAUGUAAUUCGGACACAGCCAACUAAUAGGUGCCUUUCUACACUGGAGUGUGCAGCUGUUGCUCUUUCCAUCUUGGAGAAAAAUAUUUACAUACAAGAGACAUUGCUUCGCCCUCUUCAAGCUUUAUGCUCUUUCCAGCUUCAGCAUGGUGCUCAAAUUCGUCUCAGCAAGGAACAUCUUCUGAAAAACGGAUUGUAUCCUAAGCCAAUGCCAAAGAACAAACGCAAACUCAGGAAAAUGGAACUGUUAAUGAACAGUAUUAAAAUUUAGUACAAUUGUUCUUACGGUGCUAGUUAUGGUGUCUUCAGCUGACAAUACUAAGUUAAGUUUUCAUUUAGUUUAAGUCUGGGUUUUUGGCUGUCUAAAGAAUGAGAGUUGCGUACUAAACUUGCCCAGAAGAAGGAAGUAAACCAAAUAGCCAUAAGAGGAAGCAAAACAAAACAAAAAUCGCUGACUCAGUAAAAAGCAA
Molecule: messenger RNA, 1611 nt
Organism: Equus caballus (horse)
Lineage: Eukaryota; Metazoa; Chordata; Mammalia; Perissodactyla; Equidae
Gene: DTWD2
Product: DTW domain containing 2
Source: RefSeq, a predicted model, not a curated record